This is a messenger RNA of Photinus pyralis (common eastern firefly), 2040 nucleotides long. Its product is annotated as cytochrome b5-related protein-like. The coding region runs from base 374 to 1711 and encodes 445 amino acids. Lineage: Eukaryota; Metazoa; Arthropoda; Insecta; Coleoptera; Lampyridae. Gene Ontology annotation, cellular component: mitochondrion. The record is from RefSeq and is a predicted model, not a curated record. Gene Ontology annotation, molecular function: heme binding. Gene Ontology annotation, biological process: lipid metabolic process. The transcript is spliced from 6 exons.
AAAGACUCGACUAUAGUUGUUGAAGACGUUUGGGAUAUUUCCGCUCAAGUUUAGUUAGCGAGUUUAUUGUACAAGAAUCUGGGAAUUAUUUGGGCUCGGGCACCACCGCGGGAACGUUUGCAUGGUUUGGAGAAGACGUGGAGUCGGUGAAGCUAAAAGGUGAGUAAGUUUGAAGAAGCACGUACUACGUACCUAUAGCAGACUGAGAGAGAAGAAAAUUAUCUAACCGUGGAAGAUUCCUUUUACAAUGCUGAUUGUGAGAAAAUGCAACACAAUUGCUGUAAGUGAAGGUCUCACGGGUCAUGUUUAGUCACUUGCAAAACCUUUGUCUAGUCAGUGGUAACGUCUAGGUACAAAACCAAAAAAAGCAAAAAUGGCGAAAGCCCAAAGAAGACCGUCCACCUUGGGAAUAAUACACGAGGGUGACUGCAUGGAUUCGUUCAUAAAGUCGGCGGAUCAAUGGUUAGAGGAUAAGAAACGGUUCGACGGAGCUGAAGGUCUAUGGAGGGUUCACGACGGCCUAUACGACUUGACGCACUUUGUCGAAACGCAUCCGGGCGGAAGAUUUUGGAUCGAAACGACCCAAGGUUUGGACAUAACCGAAAGCUGGGAGUCCCAUCACAUAUCGUCCAAAGCAGAACAGCUGCUACCGAAAUAUUUCGUUCGUAAAGCACGAACUCCAAGAAAUUCGCCGUUCACUUUCCACGAGGAUGGCUUCUACAAGACGCUUAAGGGCAGGGUGCGUUCACUUCUGCCGCACCUGCCGAAAGACCCGAUCAAGACAUCGAAUUGGAUAUUUGACAUUUUGUUCGUUGUGUCGGUGCUACUGAGUACGCUGGCCACGCUUUACUCCAGUCACACGAUUGGGAUUAGCGCGGGAAUUUGCAUGGCGUUCACCCUUGUCGCCGGUCACAACUACUAUCACAAGGCGGACAAUUUCCGACUGUACCCAAAUUACGUGUUCAUGCUCAACUCUCGAGAUUUCAGAAUCGUACACGUUCUUAGUCACCAUGCGUUUCCGAAUUCGGUUUCUGACCUGCAGGCGCACAUGCUGGAACCGUUAGUGCUGUUGUAUCCUGGCAAAAAGUCAUUUGUCACAAAGUAUCUGUCGUACAUUUACGUUCCUCUGAUGGUGUGGCCCAUGUUCUUCCUAGGACCGCACGUUAUAAAGUUAUACCAGUGGAUCUUCUCGGGUAAAUCGCAGCACAUCCGAGACGAUCUGCUGGCAUGGAUUUUGCCUCUGUUUCUCUACGUGGCUACCAAGCAACCCCCGCUCAACGUACUGACCAUGUGGGUCUUUAUAAUGCUGGUCAACGGUUUCUGGUUUGGCUUGGUCGGUUUUACGCUCAACCACUACCACCCCGACAUCUUCAUGGACGGCGACGUGUCCAGGUACGACGAAAGCGACUGGGGCGUCAGCCAAGUGGAUACGGCAGGCGAGAAAAUCGGAAUGGUAAACACUCACUUUCUCGGGCUGAUCUUCCUAGGCGACCACGUUUUACAUCACCUGUUUCCCGUGAUGGAUCACGGAGUGAUCCAGUACCUCUACCCCGUCUUCAGAGAGACGAUGAGGGAGUUUAAAUUAGAUUUGCAGGUUUUCGGUAAGGGCGAAUUUGUAGGGGGCUACUUUCGGCGGUUGUCCACGGAAGACACAAGUAGCCGUCCAGUCGGACGAUCUCGAUACCAUACUAAAGUUUUCGAUAAGGGCUGAAGUGUUAGAGAGUAAUUUUAAUAAAGCAAAGAAAUAAACUAGUAUAGAGUCACAUUUGGUUUGUUUUGGGAACCGAGAACAUUAGAGAUUGUAACCCGCACAUGUUGAUUUGGUUAGAAGGACCAAAUUUGUAACUGGCGCCGGUAGUGUGGAUCUUUUCAUUGCACGACUAUUAUUUACAUUUAGAUAUUACUAUGGAUGUCUAAUUUAUCAGAGUGAUGCCCGGGAAGAACUUUUUUUGUAGAAAAAAACUACAAUUUGAGAGGUUCCACCCUGUAUAUACAACUUACGACGAUACAUACAUUUUUGAGAGUUGGCAACCAUGCAAU